This is a messenger RNA of Dreissena polymorpha, 7053 nucleotides long. RefSeq names its product myocyte-specific enhancer factor 2-like. The transcript is spliced from 10 exons. The record is from RefSeq and is a predicted model, not a curated record. Gene Ontology annotation, biological process: positive regulation of transcription by RNA polymerase II. Gene Ontology annotation, molecular function: DNA-binding transcription factor activity, RNA polymerase II-specific; RNA polymerase II cis-regulatory region sequence-specific DNA binding; protein dimerization activity. Lineage: Eukaryota; Metazoa; Mollusca; Bivalvia; Myida; Dreissenidae. Bases 190 to 1512 code for a protein of 440 amino acids.
UUUCAUACGCGUCUGGUUCAUGGCUAUUUUUACCGUAGUGAAUUUCCCAGCCCAAAAUAGAUCAAAAUCAUAGAAUUGCUUGACAGAAUUGACUGGACAGUAAAAAUAGCAACUGGGGAUAUUUAUACACAUCAUUUCGCAUUAAUUUGCAAAAGUCAUAGCAGGCAAUUCAAGAACAAAUAGGUCAUCAUGGGAAGAAAGAAGAUCGCCAUUACAAGAAUCAAUGAUGAGCGAAACCGACAGGUGACGUUCACAAAGCGAAAGUUUGGCCUAAUGAAGAAGGCGUAUGAGUUGAGUGUGUUGUGUGACUGUGAGAUAGCUCUCAUCAUCUUCACCUCCAACAACAAGCUGUACCAGUAUGCGAGCUCGGAUAUGGACAAGGUGCUGCUGAAAUACACCGAGUACAAUGACACGGUGGUCAGUCAGACCAACAAAGACAUCGUAGAGAUGCUGAACAAGAAAGGCGAUGAGAAGGGAGACAUGGAUGAUGACGACUCCUACCAGCUGACACCACAGACAGAGGCCAAGUACAAAAAUGUCGACGAGCAGUAUGCACGCGUUAUGACUGGACAGGUAGUCCCGCAUUUAUUGUUUGGGCAGCAGCCCGGGGUGAUGCCAGUGUCUGUGCCGGUUCCCAACGUGGCUUUCACACAGGGCCAGCAAUUCUCCACACAGGACCUCGGGGCCUCCAACAUUGUCCUGCUACAGCACCAUCCGGGCGGGGGGCUACAGGCCACUAACACCAGGCCCAUGCUCAGUCCUGGAGAUGGAGGUCGUGCCAGCGUGUCCCCUGGCCCCCAGCCCAGCUCCAGCCCUGUGCCCCAGCCGGUGGCCCUUCACCAGGUGAGGACCAGUCAGGACGAGGGGCAGGGCAAGGGCAGACCCAACCUGCGCGUUGUCAUACCCAACAAGGAUAGCCCUCCAUCACAGAAGCAGCAGAGUACAGCCCUUCAGACCCCUAUUGUCUCAAUCCAGACACCUAGCGGGGCCACCAUGCAGUCGGCACUGCUCACCAGUGGUUUGAACACUGCUGACCUUGAGAAGUUGAUGGAGCCCCUACUGAACCAGAUGAGCGGGGCCCAGAUGAGUGUUGGGCCCCUCACAGCAGCCGUACAGGCCUCGGGGCUCUUCAAUCAAGGACUGACGCUGACACCGACCAGUUCAGGCCAGCUUCAGUUCCCGAUGAUCAACAUGUCCCAGCUGAAGGCCCAGCUUGACAAGAACAUCAAGUUGGAGCCCCCAGAGUCCAGCAAGGCCGAGAACUUCGUGGGCCUCUCCCAGGCGCAGCUGUCCCGCCUCAUGUCCUCUGGUCUCGUCUCCACGGCAGGACUUGGCAUCAACACAAACACCAUAACAUUGCCGGCACAUAUGUUGAAGGGUAUGCAGGGUAUGCAGGUCCCGGUGAUGUUGUCCAGCAACCCCAACCUGCAGCUGUCUACGGGGAACCAGUCAGGAGAGGACGGGGACCCGUCUCCAGCCAAACGGGCCCGCACCACUGACUCUGAUACGUGAUACCUUUGACCUGCUGUGGGUAGUGGGCAUUGUACAUAGAUACCUACCAUUAUCAUUUUAUCAUCUGAGCCGGGCUUGGGGGGGGGGAUAAAAGGCGAAUAAAGACAGGGGGAGUCCUCUUGCUGGCUUUAUGAAGCUGUUGAAAAAACAAGUUAUUUUAUUAAUCCAAAGUGGAUUUACAAGGGGUUUGAAUUGAAAUUGGCAGAUUUAUCCAUUAUGUACAUUAAAUAUGUUUUAUAGAUCACCGACUAUUUAAAAAUAUACUUGAGCAAUUCAUAAAAUCAGAAAAUAACAUUUAGAAUUACAAAGUAUUUGUAAGUGAAUCAAAGCUACAUGCCCCAGUGUCUGGCAUCUAAGUUUUUUUAUAAAUCAUGUUUUCAUGUUAAUAAAAUGGUUGUUUUGACAGACACAUAUUGAUGUUUGUUGAAACCUGGUUUGUGCUUUAUGUAUCCAAUGUAGUAUUGUUAGUUAUCUGUUAUGGUAUUACUCACUGAAUUUUAACAUUUUGAUGGAAGCAAUGCUUCUGCUUUUGUGAUGAGAAAUAUACAAAUCUUACUGUCAUCACUUGAUGGUUACUUUUCAUCAUUCAUGUGUUAACUAUUUUUGUUUUUCUACUUGAUUACCUCAUUCAAUUGGCCUUAAAUGAAUGGAGGGUUGAUUUUUUUUAACAAAUUGAAUUGUAGCUUUUUACUAUUGUGACAAUUAAUUUGACGCCUAGUUAAAUAUCCUCUUUGUGGACAUUUUCAAUGACAUUUAUACGAAAGAUAAACAGUUAUGAUUGCUUAUUUCAGAUUUUUUCGCUCAUUAUAUCUGUUUGCAAUUAUAGUUGUUCCCAUAUCAAAUAAACUGUUUGUUUAUCAACAAUAAUUGGGUGGUGACUUCAGCAAAUUAGGCUUCCUUGUUAAAUCUUUAGCUGUCAUUCAUACAUAACCAAUGAAGUAAAGUGUAAAGUUGAAAUUUUGUAUGUACUCAAAUAUAUAUUAUCAUUCUGAAGGGCCAUUGCUGUUAUCCUUACUAUGCUUAAUUGAUGAAACUUUUUAUUUCAGUAAUACUUAGAUGAAAAAGGACUAUAUUUAAACACAAGACACAAUUAAUUAAGAAAAUGUAUAUUUAAAUUAAUAUAAUUCAGUCAGGGCUUGAAUUUAAUAUAAAAAAAUGAAAGUCUUGUCCUUAUCGCCUCUAAUAUUUGAAGUGUAGCACAUAUAGUUGCAAGUUUUGACAGUAUGUGACUCAUGUUAAAAAACAAACAGAAUUAAAAUGUGCAGUGCUCUGGGAAAAUAGAGCUUAAUGCAAGUACAUAAAGUGCCGUCCUGGGAAAAUAGAGCUUAAUGCAAGUACAUAAAGUGCCGUCCUGGGAAAAUAGAGCUUAAAGCAAGUACAUAAAGUGCCGUCCCAGACUGGCUUGUGCAGUAGGCAUAGGCUAAUAGGUUAAUCAGGGUUGAGACUUUCACCUUCUAUGGUAUUUUUUAUUCAAAGAAAGUCUUUUCUUAGUGAAAAUUCUGUUAAGGCAAAUCUUGGACAAUAGUGUACGUACAUGCAUUAAAGACUGUUCUCCCUGAGGGAGGCUCAAGUGUUGAAGUUCAGUCCUAUAUCAAUAAUUGCUUAUAUGCAAGUUCAUUCAGAAAAUGUUGGAAACAUGUUUACAUAAGAAAUUUAACAAAACAUAUUUGUCCUUCCACCCAUACUUGAUAGAACCUCCCUGAUUGUUAUUUUAUAAGUUUUGGAACUUCCAGAACUGCUAAUUAAGAAGUCCUCUGAACUAUAACUUGGAGUAACUUCUGUUGAUGCUCGCCUUUAACCAUUUUUAGCUAAUCUAUUUUUUGAAAAAAAAAUAUGAGCUAUUGUCAUCACCUUGGCAUCGGCGUCCGGUUAAGUUUUGCGUUUAGGUCCACUUUUCUCAUAAAGUAUCAAUGCUAUUGCAUUCAAACUUGGUGCACUUACUUACUAUCAUGAGGGGACUGGUGGACAGGCAAAGUUAGAUAACUCUGGCUUGCAUUUUAACAGAAUUCUGUGCCCUUUUUAUACUUAGAAGAUUGACAAUUUUGGUUAAGUUUUGUGUUUAGGUCCAUUUUAUUCCUUAAGUAUCAAAGCUAUUGCUUUCAUACUUGCAACACUUACUCACUAUCUUAAGGGGACUGUGCAGGCAAAGUUAUGUAACUCUUACUGGCAUUUUGACAGAAUUAUGUGCUCUUUUUAUACUUAGAAAAUUGAAACUUUGGUAAAGUUUUGUGUUUAGGUCCACUUUAUUCCUAAAGUAUCAAAGCUAUUAUUUUCAUACUUGCACCACUUACUAACUAUCAUAAGGGGACUGUGCAGGCAAAGUUAUGUAACUCUGACUGGCAUUUUGAAGAAUUAUGGGCCCUUUAUACUUAGAAAAUUGAAAAUUUGGUUAAGUUUUGUGUUUUGGUCCACUUUACGUCUAAAGUAUUAUAGAUAUUGCUUUCAUACUUGGAAAACUCGCAAACUAUCAUAAGGGGACAGUAAAGGACAAGUUGCAUAACUCUGGUUGUCAGUUUUAUGGAAUAAUUGCCCUUUUUUGACUUAUUAACUUUAAAUAUAUGGUUAAAUUUUAUGUUUAUAUCCACUUUACUUCUAAAGUAUCAAGGCUAUUGCUUUCAAACUUCAAAUACUUUCAUUCUAUCAUGAGGGUACUGUACCUGGCAAGUUGAAUUUUACCUUGACCUUUGAAUGACCUUGAAUCUCAAGGUCAAAUUAUUAAAUUCUGCUAAAAUUGACAUAACUUCUUUAUCUAUGAUUAGAUUUGAUUGAAACUUUGACAAAACAACUCUUACCUGACAUACCACAAUAGACUCCACCCAAACCAUCCCCCACGCCCCCCCCUCGAAUCCCCCCUCCCAAUUUUUUUUAAAGCUCAUCUAAUAAAUGACCACCACACCCUCACACUAUACCCCACCCCAAUUUUUUUUUAAUGUUAUUUUUGAAAUACCGUCCAAGAAUCCCCCCCUUCCAAAACUUUUUUUUGCAUUUUUUGGAAGAUAAUGAAAUAAAUGACCACACCCCCACACUAUACACCCCUCUCCAUUCCACCCCUUCCUCCUUUGUGAUUAAAAUUUAGAUUGGUCCCUUCACCUUUAAAAAGAAAAACUGAUUAGCGGUCUGCACCCGCAAGGCGGUGCUUUUGUUAAUUAUCAUCAUGACAUGUUGUGUUAAGUCCCUUGAAGGUUUCAUUUAAAAAAUAUGUUUGUGCCCAUAUAUAUUUAUAUAAUGUUCAUCUUCCAAAUGUUUUCAUCUGCACUUCACAAUAACAUGAGUGUGUUUCUUUUAUUUUGAACAUGUGCUUUAAUCAUGGUGAGUCGGAGAAGUUGCAAAGUAAAUUAUACAAUUUUAGAUUUGUUAUAAUUUUAUUUGCUUUUACAUCUUAUGCAAUUGUUACACACAUAUUUAUAUGUCAGUAUUUAAAUUGUUUUUUCACAUUCAAUCAUGUGUGCAAGCUUGAUCAAUUAUCAACGGUUUUAUUGUUUAGCAUAUAUGGAAGACCUUGUUACAAUCCUGGGUAACAAUUGUUUAAAUGCUGCUGUUGAAAUAGUUUGAUACUUGUGAGUUUGAAGAACUGGACUAAAAGUGGCACAUCUUGAGAUUUCUAAGCACGUUCAAUCUUAAGACAAACCUUGUUGACCACAAUUCCCCAACUUAUUCAUUUAGUUAAAAAUAAAAGAUAUCUUGUACUCAAAACCAAAAUGUGUGUAUUUUCAUUUUACAUUAACUAGAUCAGAAGGCCCAUUGGUCAAUUAAAGGAAAGAUGCAAAUCUGCAAUAGUCUGCAAAGUUAGAAAAGAAUAUGUUUACUUGGUAGUUUUCAGGCAUUUACAUUUGUGGCUUAAAAUCAGGACAUUUCAUCAUUAUGUAUUCUAUUCAUGCUCUAAAGCUUUUUCAAUACGCAAUCUGUUUAAUAAAUGUAUAUGUUUUUUUAUUUUAAAAAUUUCAAUAAUUUCCAACGCUCUUGAAAUCCUGAUUCCUAUUUACCAUUUCCUGCUGUGGAUCUCAUUUGAUUUUGGUAAAAACUUUUAUUUUGUAUAACAAUAUUAAUUUUGUAUAUCUUUUAUUUUUGUUCAAUGUCAUGAUUCAAGUCUGAAAUGUAGUUACACAGUUAUCAGAAGUACUCUGAACAUUAUGGAAUAUAAAGUGCUGUGACAUGUUAAAUGUUAUGUGUUUGUACAAACAUAGGAAUGCACACAUUAUCCCAAUAUGAAAAUAUAUUAGUCACAUACUGGGACAACUGGGUUUAAUGCAUGCACAUUAAGUGUUGUCCCAGAUAAGCCAAAGCAGUCCACACAAGCUUAUCAGGGCUUUGUGAGGAGUCUUACUUUAAAAUUUUGAGUACUUAAACGGGACAAAUCUUGUUACAUUUUGAUUUUAAUAUUUUUGAUAUUCUGCUACUUCAUGGUUGAGGACUAUAAUUUAACUUACAAAUGUGUUUAGUUACAGAACUUGUUGAUCACAUUUAUAAAUGCUGGUUUUAAGAAUGCAUUGAAAACAUAGUAUCUUUGAUUUAAAUUGUUUGCUGGUAUUUAAGCUGUACAUAGUGUUUUUAAUGAUUCAUACUUUCAUCUGUUCCGGUUUUUGAAGUGAUUUUAUUUCGAGAUUUUGAAAUUGUAGUUUGUAUCCUCAUCCUGCUUUUGGGAGUUUUUGAGAAUCUGUAUAUUGAGGAUGGCUACAAAUAUCAAUAGGAAGUAACUUUAUAUUCAAUUGCUUCCCAGAGUAGGCUGUGCCCUCUGCACUGGCAUAUCAGGCACAACACUUUUUGCUUACAUCAGCUCUUUCCUUUAAACAACAAAUUCCACAAAAGCAAAAAGUGUUGACUCUGAUAAGCCUGUGCAGACUACACAGGCUAGUCUGGGACAGCAUUUAAUUUGUUAAGCCCCAUUUUCCCAGAAUGCGACUAGUAUACAAACUAACUAUAUACAUGUCAACACUUUAUUACAUGGAAGAUUUCUGCUAAAACAUUAAAUCUGCAAAAAGGAGCAAUAUUUACUUAAGUAUACCAGGCACUGAUAUAACUAUUAAGAUUUGUGGCAUCAUGGAACAUAGCACAGCUUUAUGUUCUCUAUCAGAACCAGAUUACACGUUUGUCUAUUGCCUAGUUUAUUCAUGCUUUUAGCGUGUAUUUAAAUAGGACAUGAUUGGGAAUUGUGUGCUUGAUGAAAGCUUGGGAUUGACAGUAUGCCAUUUAUUUACGAAAAAGUGCAAACAUCAUGAAAACUUACAAGAAAUUUACUUAAUAUGCUUAUCAACAAAAUACAUGUAUAACCUAAGAAUCAUGUAUUCAAAUGGCAAAAUAAUAUUCAAAAUAGAUUAUUUUUGAAUAUUUGUUGCUUUCUGAACUAGAUAGAAAUAACACAUAUUAUUUUAAACUAGUUUACCCAGGUAUAUUUACAUUAUCGUGUGUACUUGUUCAUUGAAGAAUUCAUUUUCUAACAUUGUAUAUAGUGUUGUAAAGAAAAUGUUAUGCAUUCUCUAUUCCUGUAUAUUUUCAACUGUUGGCUGUAAUGAAUUGUAGAGUAUUAAAUACACUGAAAGCCUA